This is a messenger RNA of Pelecanus crispus (Dalmatian pelican), 1329 nucleotides long. The record is from RefSeq and is a predicted model, not a curated record. NCBI's taxonomy places the organism in Eukaryota, Metazoa, Chordata, Aves, Pelecaniformes, Pelecanidae.
CAGCUGCGCGGUCUGGCCGGGAAGAGGCAGGUCCCGGGGGCAAAGGUCGCGCUGCAGCACAACCUGGGCCUCGGCGGGGCCGCGGUGGUGACCCUCUACGGCAUGAACUUCCCCGGAGCCAGCAUCAGACGUAUUGCAGCUGUGCCUCUCAGCGCAGCUGUUGAUGGAUUUAAGUCACAUUUGGUCUUCAAAGAGAUUGAAAAGAAGCUCCAAGAGGAAGGAGAGCAAUUUGUCAAGAAAAUUGGUGGAGUCUUUGCCUUCAAAAUAAAAGAUGGUCCUGGUGGGAAAGAAGCAACUUGGAUAGUAGAUGUGAAAAAUGGUAAAGGCUCUGUGGCAGUUAAUUCAGAUAAGAAGGCGGAUUGUACAAUUACAAUGGCUGACACUGAUCUAUUAGCUCUCAUGACUGGCAAAAUGAAUCCUCAGACAGCAUUCUUUCAAGGCAAAUUGAAGAUUUCUGGGAACAUGGGUAUGGCAAUGAAACUUCAGAAUCUCCAGCUUCAGCCAGGCAAAGCUAAACUUUAGGCUCAUUAGAGUAAACAGUCAGUACUUGAUAUUCUUGACAAAAAAGUAGAAUGAAACUAGACUUUAUCAAUAAUAUGGCACAGGCUGGGUUUGACUUGACCUCUCACCUAAAUUCUGUGGUUAGAGACCUUAAUUCUCUUAAUAAAUUCCAUCGGUUCAUCUGUGGCAAAGAUUUUUAGGCUAAGCUUGAGGCAUGAACUCUUACAAAUGGUAUAUGGUGGGUAUUUGUGACAGUUUUUGUUUUAAUCAAUAUGAAAAAUUUUAUAGAACUUUGAGUUGAAUGAGGCUUCUUACUGUUGUUCAGGUUAGUCAGGAAGAGAGUAAGGAUGGUUAUAAAUAGUUUGACAUAAUUAAAUGAAUUGCAUUUUUUUAAAAGCUGUAAUAACAGGUCAAAUGCUUUCAGGCUUCCAUUCUAACAAAUUUGCUGCUGCUUAAACUAAGAUGGUCUUAUAAAGGGGAUCUCUUAACAACAUUUUUAUAGAAUAGGCUUUAGGAAUUUGCUAUAAAAUACUUUUCUUAUUACUACUUUGGAAUUAAAAAAUAAAAUAUUCAGAAGUAAGUAGGAACUAGAAACAUUGCUUUGAGAUUCACAAGAUUUGAUAGUACUUCACCUUGAAAAAAGAUUAGGUUUGCCAGGAGAGCAGAGAGGGAGUAUAACCAACAUUCUACCUGUUUUCUCCUGAGAAAAUCUGGUGUUGAUCAUUAUGAAAUUCUUACCAGUAAUGUAAAAGCUUUAACUUCUGUUUUGGGAAAAUGUAUUCUGCUUGGAAGUUUAAUAGAAAAUUAAAUAUACUUUUCCUGUUCUUC